Oryctolagus cuniculus (rabbit) is the source of this 1232-nucleotide messenger RNA. NCBI's taxonomy places the organism in Eukaryota, Metazoa, Chordata, Mammalia, Lagomorpha, Leporidae. The record is from RefSeq and is a predicted model, not a curated record.
CUAUUUCCUUAAUAUAAAGAGUAUUAUAAGUGACGGAUCUAAUGACUGCUAAGACAUAAGUUCAUUUCCAUUUAAAGUGUGAACCACGCGCAUUUGCUCAACCACAAAGAGUUAAUCAGGAGGGAAGAACCACGAAUUAUAAUUAGUUCAGCAUCAACUUAUCUACAUGGAGCUCCUCUGCUCACUGAACUUCCUACUGCACAAUAUUCACUCCAAAGAGCUAACUCCAUAUCCCUUUGUUUCCUCUCUGGAACUUUUUUUUUUGUUUCCUCUGCAAAAAAGUCAACAAUUCAGCACAAAGGCAUCAGGAGUCACGCUGACACGUUGUGACAGAAUCACACAUCUACACGGGAUUCGUCCCAUUCCGAAAACGCCUGACCAGCAAACGCCAGAGGCCACGCAUCCAGCGUCACAGCCGGCGCGGCCUGAGAGAGACUUGCCCCUCAGAGUCCGCAACCUGCGGGCAAAGUUUCCUACUGCGGCCUGGGACAGAGGUGACAGAAAAUGACAAUGAGAACAACCCUCGCUUUGCUCUUCCUUGGCCUCUUUGGGCUCCUGGAGGCAACAACCAUCGCAUGCAGAAAUGAAGAAGGUGACGCUGUGGACUGGUAGGUUUACCUUUUAUAAGUUACCUAAAAGGCAAGACAAGGAAGAUGGAGAGACGGGGUUAGAAUACCUGUACCUAGACUCUACCAUUAGAAGCUGGAGGAGAAGUAAGCAACUAAUGAACAGCACCAAGAGUGUUCUGGGAAGAACACUGCAGCAGCUAUAUGAAGCAGAUGCCUCUGAGAGUAACCGUACAGCCUAUCUAAUAUACAAUGAUGCAGUCCCUAAAUCUGUGAAUUACAGCAGAAAGUACGGACACACCAAAGGCUUACUGCUGUGGAACGGAGCCCAGGGAUUCUGGCUGAUUCAUUCUAUUCCUCGGUUUCCUCCGAUUCCAGAAGAAGGCUAUGCUUAUCCGACCACAGGGAGACGCAAUGGACAAAGCGGCAUCUGCAUAACUUUCAAGCACCGCCAGUAUGAAGCCAUAGCUUCUCAGCUCCUGGUGUGCAAUCCAAACAUCUAUAGCUGUUCCAUCCCAGCCACCCUUCUCCAGGAGCUCAGCCACAUGGCCCGGCUCUGCACUACGGCCAGCUCCCGGGAGAGUCCCGUCCGCCGUGUCGCCACACUGCGGUCGGCCCAGGGACACAGUUUCCUCCAUUUUGCAAAGUCUGAUUCUUUCCUGGACG